Molecule: messenger RNA, 1124 nt
Organism: Marchantia polymorpha subsp. ruderalis
Lineage: Eukaryota; Viridiplantae; Streptophyta; Marchantiopsida; Marchantiales; Marchantiaceae
Source: the annotation of a GenBank genome assembly
GCGAUCGAGCUGGUAGAGGAGAAGACGACGGGCAGCGCUGUGCACACGACGAGCCCAGACCAGACGCGAGUGAAGAGGAGAGCAGCAGUCGACUCGAUUGGGCUCUAAUUUGCCCACUCUUCGGGGAACAUCGAGUUGACGGCGAUCGUCGCUUUUCCGUAGAACUCGAGCGAAAUGGCCAGGAAGUUGAUUCCCCUGUUGGAUAGAAUUUUGGUCGAGAAGGUCGUUGCGCCGACAAAAUCUGCCGGUGGCAUCUUAUUGCCUGAAUCCGCUGCUGCUAGCAAGGUCAACUCCGGAAUUGUAAUUGCAACCGGUCCUGGUGGUAGAACAAGAGAUGGAAACGUCAUUCCCGUCAGCGUGAAGGAAGGUGACACUGUUAUGCUUCCAGAAUACGGUGGAACUGCUCUCAAACUUGGAGAAAAAGAGUACGUUCUGUACCGGGAUGAUGAUAUUUUGGGCAUCUUAGAAAACUGAUUAGACAUAUUAAAUCCUCAGUGGCAAAAAAUUUUGAUGAUUCUUUCUGUACUACUUGCAAGAGUGCAACAGUCCAGACUGGUAGAUAGCGUAGAUAGGUGAUCGAGAAUGGGGAAACACUAAAUCCCCUCCUCAGAGAAAUGAGAUACCUUCUGAUUGAAAGUGAGCAAAACCCACUCGCAAAUUUCUGUGUUGUGGUUUUAACCGUCAGCUAAGAAGCUUAUUCCAUGGGCGUCUGCUUUGAUCGAAGAGUGAAGGAAUCUAUCCGGGAGUGUUCUCUACAAGCCGGCAUUCUUGUGAGAAAACCCACUGGAAAGGCUGACUAUCGAACUGUACACGUACUUUUGUCUAGAGGCUGCCAGGUUUCUGUGAAUGUCUUAAUCAACUCUUUUUAGUUCUCGUUAUGCUGUCUGUUUCUCCCACUACAUACUUUUGAUGGCUUUUGAACUAGGGUGCUUCAAGGCCUCUACUUAUUUGGUUUGGCGAAGUGUCUGGUUAAUUUUCAUCUUCUGAUUUUGACCACCUGAGUUCCCACAACCCAGCCAGAGCUAGGGGUCUAUGGCCGAAGUCGGUGGAUAGCAAAUUCCUUUCAGUAUGCAAUAUGCUGCCGCCCUAAUUUCAGCUCUCCUGCCACAUAAGGUGUGGACAUC